Struthio camelus australis is the source of this 3247-nucleotide messenger RNA. NCBI's taxonomy places the organism in Eukaryota, Metazoa, Chordata, Aves, Struthioniformes, Struthionidae. The record is from RefSeq and is a predicted model, not a curated record.
AUGAAAAACAGCCGCUUCUUUGGCCACAGACUCUAUACUUUUUUUCUGGGAUUUGUAAUCCUGCUUUUCAAAUUUACCCAUGAGAAACUAAUUUUUACAUUUAUCCAGGGUUUUAACAAAUGCCCAGGUGAUGAUUUUAAUUUGCCCUAUGUAAUGACAAGUACACCGAACCAUGGUGAAAUCACUGAUUCAGAUGCGAUCUCACAGCCAGUAAAACUUUGGUCUGAGAUAGAUGAAGAGAAUAUAGAAACAAUGAAUGAAUUGUAUUCAAAACUCUACAAAGAGGCUGAGAAGAUCAAGCGAUGGAAAGUAACUGUAGAAUCAGAACUGAAGCAGAGAGAGAGAAAAUUACAGGAAAACAGAAAGAUUAUUGAAGCACAGCGUAAAGCCAUUCAAGAAUUGCAGUUUGAAAAUGAAAAAUUAAGUUUAAAACUUGAAGAUGAGAUAUGUGAAAAUAAAGACCUUUUAAAAGAAAACAGUGCUUCAAGGCAUAUGUGUAAUCUGCUCAAGGAAACCUGUACUCAUUUCACAGAGAAGUCCACCAAAUAUGAACGUGAAAGAGAAGAAACGAGACAACUCUAUGUAGAACUUAAUAACAACAUUGAAAGAAUGAUAAUGGCAUUUGAAGAACUUCGUGUGCAAGCAGAGAACACCAGACUGGAAAUGUGUUUCAAAUUAAAAGAAGAAAAAGAAAAAGUGGACAAGUUUGAAAAAGAAUACAAAAUGGAAGUCAGUAUGAAGGAAAAACAGAUUUCAGUUUUGACCAUACAGAAUGAUGAAAAAGAUGACAUAAUAAGAGAUAUCAAAACUCAGUUGCAGGAAUCAAAAAGUAAGAUUGCUGACUUAGAAGAAACAACAAGACAUGAAGGGGAAAUCUUGAAGGAAUCCCAGAUCAAUCAGGAGCGUUUGAGGGCAGAGCUGGAAGAAGCUAAAAUUUCGUUGCAAAAAACAGAGACUCUUCAGAAGAGCUUAGAAACUGAAUUGCAGACUGCAGUGAAAGCAUUAAUUCAGGUCACUGGAGAAAAAGAAGCACAGAUGGAAGAAUAUAAAGAAACUAAGGCUUUGCAUGCAUCCGUGGUAGAUGAAUUUGAAACUUCUAUUUCCAAUUUCAAAAGUUUGCUGGAAAAAGAACAAAAUAGGUUGAAAAAAUAUGAAGAUGAAUUGAAACUGCUUACCUUGGAGCUCAGGAAGAAGUCUGCUGAACUAGAAGAGAUGACUAAAUUAAAGUGUGACCAAGAAAUGCAACUUGAAGAGCUGUCAGAAACACUGGAAAAAGUUCAAGGACUUUUAGUGAAGAAGAAACAUCUUGAGACUACUAUUGAAAAAUUGCAGGAGAGAGAAAAAGAAAUGACAAAUAUUCUCCAAGUGAGAGAGGAGGAAAUACAUGAUUUGAAAGUACAGCUGACUGGUACAGUUGAAAACAAAGACGCUUAUCUAAAACAGCUUAUGACACUGAAUGCAGAUCUUGAACAAGAGACACUAAGGAAUGAGCAACUAAGAAUGGAUUUCAAUAAGCUUUUAUCAGAAAAAGAACAAAUAGCACAGGAGAAAAGCAAUAUAGCUGCAGAACUCAAGAAAUUGCAAGAAGGUCAUGAGGAUAAUAGAAAAAAUGAAGAAAAUACAAAGAAGUUGUUAGAAAAUCUGGAAGAAGCAAAUGGCCAGUUAAGAAAUGAAGUAGAGUCUUUGAAGGAGAAGAUGGCAAAGAAGGGUGAAGAGAUUAAAAGUAAACUGGAUGAAAGUGAAGAAAAUACUAGAAGUAUUGAAAAUGAAAUUUCAAGAAAGGAAAAGCAGUUGAAGAUUCUAGAAAAUAAGUUGAAUAAUGUAAAGAAACAGAUGGAAAAUAAAAGCAGAUGUAUUGAAGAGCUGCAACAGGAGAAUAAAGUGCUGAAAAAGAAAAUUGCUGCAGAAAGCAAGAAAACAAGUAUUUAUGAGGGAAAGGUGAAUAAAUUACAGUUAGAGAUAGAAAAUAUGAACAAGCAACAUAAGGAAACAGUUGACAUCUAUCAAAAAGAAAUUGAAGCAAAAAAGCUAACUGAAGAUAAACUUCUUGAAGAGGUAGAAAAGAUGAGGUUACUGGCUGAUGAAGCAACAGUAACACAGAAAGAAACUGAUAUUCGAUGUCAACACAAGAUUGCUGAAAUGGUAGCACUUAUGGAAAAGCAUAAGCACCAAUAUGACAAAAUGGUUGAAGAAAAAGAUACAGAAUUAAAACUUUUUAAGAUAAAAGAGCAUGAGCAGUCAUCAGAAAAGAGAUCCUUGGAAAGUGAGUUAUCGUGUCUGAAGAGUGAACUGUCAUCCCUUAAGGAACAGCUUAAAGCAGAAAUUGAAGAGAAGGAGAAUCUUGCAAAAGAACCCCCCAAAAAUACAGUUCCUGAAAAAGAAAAGAAACACAAGAAAAUACAGACUCACUUUUCUGAGACUUCUAAACCUCAUUUGGAUCUGGACUCUGCAUCUGUCAAUUCAAAAAAAAAUUUGUCUCCAAAUUAUAUUCCUAUAAAAGUCAACAUAAUGGAAAAUAAAGAAAUAUCUCCUUCAGUAUCUGCAAAAAGUACCUUGUGCAGUCCAUCAUUAAAGACAUAUGUUAUAAAGACUCCCCCAUUAAGUAAGCUGCAAAGUGAAAGCACAAAUCUGCCUUCAGAAGGGUGCAUGAGGAAAAAGCAAAAAGUGCUUCUACAGCUGGAUACUCAGUCAGAUAGCUCUGAGCAUAGUGACCUCCUGAGCAUAGUCUCAGAGGAAGAAGUCUUUAAAAAAUUAUACAAAGAUUAUCCUCAAGCUUCACAAUUAUCUGCUAUGACACCAAAAAAGAAACCAGCAGCGUCAAACCUAAAAACUCCAGGCUCUGCACUGAAACUUACAAGUAUGAGAAAAAUGCGAGAGGCUGGAUGGACUGCAGUUUCUAAAAUGGACAGGAAACGAAAAAUGAAAGAAGCUGAAAAACUCUUUACUUAAAAUUAAAAAAUGACUAAUCUUCUAACAUUAUUUGAUUAGUACAACAUAGAAUUAUUAUUCUUUCAGGGUUAGUACACUGUUUUAUUUUUCUGUCCUAUUCAAUAUGUAUUCAGUACUUUAAUUAAUUUCCUUCAUAUCCAUAAUAUUGAUACCUAACUACAUCAACAUGCAGAGCAUUUUCUGCAUUUCACUCCCUAUGCUAUAAGAAGCCUGGAGACAAAAAUUAGCUCACUCUUUAAUUUUGAAAUGAGUAUAACUACAAAGAAAACUGCUUUGAAAAGGAAAGAUAUUUUGUCUG